CUCCUCCUCCUCCUCUUCUUCACUUCUCCCUGGAGGGUUCGUGUCUAGAGGAGGAACAGGGAGGUGGGAAGGGGACGGAAGAGGGGGGCUACAUCGCAUUGCUACCCGAGCCCCGGCUCUCCUCUGACCCCCGGCGAGGAGGAAGAGGAAGAGGAGGAGAAGCAGCAGCAGCAGGAGGAGGGAGGGAGGGAGUCAACAUCCAUGCGCGCUGACAAACAGGUGUACGGUUUCAUCCCCGGGACGCGGCGCUAGCUAACGAGCCGCCGCCGCUUCUUCUCCUGCUCUUUGCGUGUCUUCUCUCCGGGUGAGGACCUCCGCAGGUUUCCCACGGAAGAGGCCGGACACCUGCGGACAUGUUGCGGGAUUAGAGGGAGCGAAGCAAGGCGUUAAACGGGAGGCAGAUCUGGGAAUAAGGCUUGACCCGGAGGAGAGACUUAACCCCGAGCCGAGAGCAGAGGAGAGGAAGGAAACGGGGCUUGAACCUCCUCGCUCACCUUUACCUGACUCUUCCUAGCAAAGUCUCCAGUCUGUUGAUUUUAUGACGGAAAGUGUGUCCCCCUGCAGUAGAUCAGUAAGAAGUGCUCUUCAAUAUGAAUACAGAUAGCGGAGGAUGCGCUCCCAAAAGCGUGGCCUUGUCACUCAUACUCUCUCCCAUGAAGCGGGUCCAGAGCUCACCAAAUCUAGCCACAGGGAGUGAUUCUCACUCAUCAGACUUGGAUUCUUGGCGGUCACGCAGCGUAACAGAUGGCCUUAGGAACGGAGACGCCGGCAGCUCAUCUCUCGCCGCCAAAGGCUUCCGAAGCGUCAGACCCAACCUGCAGGACAAGAAGUCACCGACACAGGUCCAGGAGCGUAAAGUGGCUUCACUCAAACUAACUCCAGUCACCAUCCCCGACCCUCCUGCUCACCUCAACUCUUACCCUGAACCCCAAACUAAGACCCAGACUGCAGCUUCCCCAACUCCGCCAAGGGGUCCCACUCCCUCUCAGCCCCCGACGAGGACAUCCUCGCUCUCUGUGCACCUGGGCCCUGAGAGUCUGAAAAAUCCAGAGCGUCAGCCUCCAAAUCCCACUGCGGAAGUCCUGGCCCAAGAUCAAGUCCUAUAUCGGGCCUCAGGACCCGCCGCGUUGCAGGUGGAGAUGACGAAGCCUCCUCCUGCAGUUCCACCGAGACCUUCUCCUGCAAAACUGUUGAGGCCUCCAUUCCCCACUGCUCUGCACUCCCCCUAUCACAGCUCAGAAUCACUCGACUACCUGUCCGGCCUCAUGCCCAAGACCCUAUCGCCCACCCCCUAUGUCCCUAGCGGAGCUAGCGGCACAGCCGGUGUGAGCAUCGGUGGCUUCGUGUCACCCUCGGCUUCCCCCGUGUCAGCUCUCAGCCACUUCUCGUCCUCCACGGCGUGUCUGCUGGACGAGCUGCAGAUCUGUAGCCUGGACUCACCCGGCUCCUCACCCACGCCAUCGCCCACCCUCAGCCACGUCUCCACCUACACGUCCAUCGCUGGCCGUGAUGACGCGCUAACAACCUCUGUGGCCUCCACUGCUGCAACAGCCACUGUCACUAACGGCCAGGUCCUCUCUCACGCUAUGAAUGGAAGCGCAGGCCAUCCACAGAGACCCCUGUCUCCCCCGUCCUAUCCUCCUCUCCCCGCCUCACUGCACACUGGGCUCCAGAGACAGAGUCGGAGUUCGGAGGGCAGCGAGUCUGUCACCAGAGAGUCUGUGAUGUUGGGCUACACCAGUGUCUGCAGCACUGUGCCCAUUGCCUCCUUCUCGGAAGAAGAAAAGAAGGUCUCCAUCAUUAAAGCCCCUCAUUAUGAAGGCAUCGGCCCUGUGGACGAGUCCGGCAUUCCUAUCGCCAUCCGCACGACGGUGGAUCGGCCUAAGGAUUGGUACAAAACUAUGUUCAAGCAGAUCCACAAGGUUCACAAAGCAGACGAUGACUACUCUGACACAUACAACGCAACUUAUGCUGUCAUUAACAAUGAUGACCACAGCCUUUCAUCCAACGCCACCACCAUGGCCCACCCGGCUCCCCGGACACACACAUACAGGCCGCUGUCCAAGAGCCCCUCAGACAAUGGAGGACACCUGGGCCCUCGAGAACCUUCUCCGUCCCCUGUACCCCCACCGCCUCCACCCAUGGCGUCCCUCCUGCAGCUGAGGGCCAGAGAUAGCGACCGCGAGAAAGAUUCCCCAGACAUGAAUGAAUGGGGUCCUCCUGACAGGAAAGUUGACACACGGAAGUACCGCGCAGAGCCCAAGAGUAUUUUUGAGUACGAGCCUGGGAAGUCCUCCAUUUUGGAGCAUGAAAGACCAACGUCCCUGCACAUCGCUCCCCCUGACAAGGCUCUGGAGAGACCUACGAGUGCUGCGAGCGACUACAGGAAGAGAAGGAAGUCAGAGCCGUCAAGUUCCCAAGUGAACGCUCAGUCUCAGAGCAGAGCUGCAACUUCCCCCAAACCAGUGGAUGCCUACAGACCCAGCAGCAGCAUAAAGAAGAACGUCAUUCGUUCCUCACCAUCCUCGCCCUCCAGAGCCAAAGGUGGGGACGCAUGUAACAUGUAUUCAAACAGUUUGAGCUCCCCAGGUCCUCAUCCGGGCCCCUAUGUGCCCCCUGUCCCUUCUGACUCUGUUCUUUGCCAUGAGGACGGGAGCCCGGACGGCAGCUCCUCCUCCAAGCAGUCUGUCUACUGUAAGAACAGUUGGCCGACAGAACGCCCGGAUUCCGAGACAUGGACCGGUGCGGAGGAGGCGCCGCCGCCCUCCUCUGGCAAAAUCAGGUCACGCAGCUGUGAUGACUUACUCAGUGACGGGCAUUCUGGCUCGGGCGGGCGCAAUGCCCCCCGCUCAGAAAGUGCUGGGUCACUGGUGUGUGAUGGGAAUCCCUCAGGUUCAACUGGAUCCACUUCCACUCGCUCAUUAACUCGACUCCACCGGCGACGGGCGCAUGAUUCACCAGGCUUCCUGAAGCUCUAUCGUAAAAUGCACCAGAUUGAUCGAGCUCUGCUGAUCCCGUCCGAUAUCAUCCGCUCAGUCCGGGCUCGUAUCCUGGAUCUGGAGGGUCAACCUCACCUGCUUCGGCACGGCCUCUCCCCCUGGACACCCUCCUGGGGCGUGGAGGUGCCUACCGAUACGGUGCCAAACCGCAUUUCUGAAUAUGAAAGCCUUAUUCAGAAAUCCAAAUCCAUGCCCAACUUGGGUGAUAGUGAGGGGCCUUCAGGCACUACUACACCAGGUGGCUCAUCAUCCCGAGCCAGCAGCGGUGGUGGUGCCACACCCAUUUUUCCAAAACGCCGUUUUUCCAUAGAAUCUUUACUAGAAGAAGACAUCAAGAGCAGCAGUGGACCAGUACCUCAUACCAUGGAUCCCUUACAUCGACCUCGUAGCCCACCUGAGGGCCAGCCUCGUGGGCCGGAGCCACGCCAUCUUAGGUCCUUUCCCGCUCCUCCGAUCCCCCAAAUCCCACAAGCCAACCCAGACUACUCUGACAGUGAACAAGACGCCAUUGCGUCAGACCUCAGUGACUUCAUCCAGGUGGAGGGCUCCUCUUUUUGCAGUGAGAGUGACUUUGACCAUUGCUCACUAACCUCCUCUGAGAGCUUGUACGGCUCUUCCACCCUUCAACACCACCACCACCUCCGUCACCUCCACCACCAUCGCAACCGCCACACAGCUGGUCACCAGAAUGUGGGGCAGAGUCAGGGGUACCAGCACCGCCACCUCAUAAGCACCUGCAAAGGCCGCUGCCCAGCUUCUUACACCCGUUUCACAACGAUGCUUCGCCAUGAGAGAGAACGAGCGCUCCAGGAGCAGCAGAGACCGCCACAGCCGAGCCGCAGCAGCCAUUCUCAGAUCCAGAGCUCGCAGUCCCAGCAAGCGAUGUCCAAGCUGGCCUUCCUGGUCAGCCCAGUGCCUUUCCGCAGGAAAAAGGGCUCACCACCUACCUCUAAAAGAAUCAGUGGUGGCGGCGGUCGAGGCAGCAGGCCCAAGUCAAAACAGGACAUUUACGAAGCACUAGAUGAGGCGUUGAGAGACAUAUAUGAGCACAUUCAAUCAGAGAGAGGCCAGAGAGGCACCCGGGCCCCUGAUGAGAGCAUUCUGAGGAGAAUUCUGGCUGAACUGCUGCCAAACGUGCCUGAACGAAGCUCCUCGUUGCGGGGGAGGAGGGGGUGCUGGCAGGGGGGUCACUCUUCCGCUUCAUUGUACCCGGACGGGAGCCCCACGGAGAACGCCUCAUACAGAGAGGAUCCACCCACACCGCGGCUACAGUCACCAAUCAGUGCCUGUUACGCACGCCACUUGGACACCUCAAACAAUAAUGAAUAUGGAGAGGAGCAGGGCAAUGGAAAUGGUCACUGUUAUUCAGACCAGGAUGUCUCCAGGAGUUAUUCCACAAUGGACGGACGCCACACGCCCCAGAGUAGAAGAGCUACUCCGGACAGAGAGGUCUCCCAUAAACAGAUGACACAACUUAUUCUGUUCUCUCUCCUCCAUCAGAAACAGCCUGCAAAAGCCAUUUAUGAUUUUAAGGCACAAACAGCUAAGGAGCUGACAUUUAAAAAGGGUGAUGCGGUGAACAUCAUCAGGCAGAUAGACAACAACUGGUAUGAGGGAGAGCACCGAGGACGGGUGGGGAUAUUCCCCAUAUCAUAUGUAGAGAAGAUGCCGUCCACAGAGAAGCAGCAGCCGAUCCGUCCUCCUCCGCCAGCACACGUCAGAGAGAUCGGAGAUGCUGUGGCUCGCUAUAACUUCAAUGCAGACACCAACGUGGAGCUGUCUCUCAGGAAGGGUGAGAGAGUCAUUGUGAUAAGGCAGGUGGAUCAGAACUGGUAUGAGGGCAGGAUCCCAGACUCAACCAAACAGGGCAUCUUUCCCGUGGCCUACGUUGACAUCAAGCGCUCCCCGUCCAAGAGCUCCGACCACCACAUGGACCUGCGUGGGCACCUUGGCCACAGGACGCCAAGCAGUUCAUCCACCAAGCGAUUAGUCCAGGAUGCUCUACAUGGUGGAGGAGACCCGUACCAGGCCGUGUACAACUACACGCCUCGCAACGAGGAUGAGCUGGAGCUGAGGGAGGGCGACAUCGUGGAUGUGAUGGAGAAGUGUGACGAUGGCUGGUUUGUCGGGACGUCUCGAAGGAGCAAGUUGUUUGGAACCUUCCCAGGAAACUACGUGAAGCAGCUAUAAUGAUGAUUCCACACCCCGGCCCUCCUCCUCCUCCUCCUCUUCCUCCUCUUCGCCUCGCCCCCCUUCUGUGACACGUUCAGCGCCCUCAGCACAGCACCUGCAGGACGCCGCCCCCCCACAGCGCUCAGCAGAGACCCGUCGGCUUCACGCGAACAGAACUCUUUAGCUCUAACUCGCCAUCUUUAACGGAAGACUUUCUAUAAGAUGCCUGUUGUUUUUUUAAACUUAUCUUUUUAUCCUUAUUUUUCUAUCACGGAGAAAAACCCAAACCUUUGUGCUCUCCGGUCAGUGACCUUUAACCUUCCACAGCGAUGGAAUGACAGCGAGGCAGCACGAGGCAGUUUCAGCUG
Molecule: messenger RNA, 5539 nt
Organism: Pleuronectes platessa (European plaice)
Lineage: Eukaryota; Metazoa; Chordata; Actinopteri; Pleuronectiformes; Pleuronectidae
Gene: sorbs2a
Product: sorbin and SH3 domain containing 2a
Cellular component (GO): plasma membrane
Molecular function (GO): protein binding
Source: RefSeq, a predicted model, not a curated record